AUGCAAUGUCCUUUCACGGGGCAGCUGGCUAGUGAUGACACGGAGCCAGACAAAGAUGGGGCUACACCACAGGACCCAUCAGAUAACACUGCCAGUCAAGCCACGCUGGAAAAAGGAGCCACGCCCUCAUCCCCCAACCAGACACUCCCAGUUACCGAAGAAGUCACCACAAAGAAGACACAAGUUAUAGAGACUUGUAAGGAGGAAGAGAGGCCUUCUGCUACAGCUCCUGAAAGCGACUCUCAACCACGCAGUGAGGCGGCCACUGGAUCAAACCUGUCUGUUACCACGACACUGCCCUCCUCUACACAUGCCAGCGUUAAACUGGCAGAGCAACAAACAGUCACCUCAUCAGAUAUUAGUACGGACGACAAUCCUGAAGCAGUGCAAAUUCCUGUUGACAAGCCAAGUGAUAUUAAUUGUAAGGCAUUGUCUUGCUCUGCGUCAACAUCAACUAAAGAAACUGGCUCCACUGCAGCGGAAACACCUCAAGAAUGUAAUUCAGUGACAAAGUCUGUCUCUGAACAAGAUAAAGAUAACCCAAUCUCUCAUGAGACACACAAUCUCUCUGUGAGACCAGAUGAUAAUGAAAAUCACACCAACACUGAACAGCAUACAUUUGCUAAACAAGCUGAGAGUAAAGAAGACGAAGCAGCCGGAGAUGAGAGAUGUCUUUACUCAGAUGACCCAAAAACAAAAACAACUGAGUGUUCUGCUGAUCCACCUUCAGUAAGGAAGGAAACUGCCCAAAGCACUGCGGCUGUUGACACCAAAUCAAAUGAGAAAACAAACACAAGCCUGGCAGAGGGACAGAAACAGCAGUCAGACAACAGAGAUGUCUCCAAGUCAACGCCCUCCGGCCCCUCUCAGUCAGAGGGAGGAGAAGGCGGGUCUUCUAGUGACAUCACAAACGUUACCAAGCAGUGAAUGUACGUCUGUGUACUUCCAUGCUGUCACGUCCAAAGAUUUUAAUUUGGAUCCAGCAAAGGAUGAGAUUUUCUUAAGGUCUGAAAAAUUGUAUGGAGGUUGGGAUAAACCUGGCCUGAAAAUGUCCUUCUCUAGGUCUCUAGGGGAAAAGAGAUAUCUUGUUGAAGGACGAGUUAUGAUUCCCAAGAACAUCAUUCAUAAGAG
Cottoperca gobio is the source of this 1131-nucleotide messenger RNA. Its product is annotated as serine-rich adhesin for platelets-like. The record is from RefSeq and is a predicted model, not a curated record. The coding region runs from base 1 to 927 and encodes 308 amino acids. NCBI's taxonomy places the organism in Eukaryota, Metazoa, Chordata, Actinopteri, Perciformes, Bovichtidae. The transcript has 5 exons.